Messenger RNA from Manihot esculenta (cassava), 2486 nucleotides. RefSeq lists its product as uncharacterized. NCBI's taxonomy places the organism in Eukaryota, Viridiplantae, Streptophyta, Magnoliopsida, Malpighiales, Euphorbiaceae. The transcript has 3 exons. The record is from RefSeq and is a predicted model, not a curated record. Gene Ontology annotation, molecular function: acetylglucosaminyltransferase activity. The coding region runs from base 271 to 1932 and encodes 553 amino acids.
GACAAAAGACUCCAAAAUUUGAAAGUUUGAAAUUCUAAUUACGCUAAUACUAAAGAGGAAGAAAAGAGAGAAACUCCUCUUUGGAAAGCAAGCGAAUGCUCGCAGCCGGAGCCUGGAUUGUCUUUUUUGUUAACAUUAAUACAGAAAAAAAUCGAAGUGUAUUGGUUGUUUUCGGUGUUUGGAUCUAACUUUGGUAUUACUUAUAAAAAUUUUCCACCCACGGGUGUCUCUCCGUCUUCAUUACGGAAAUGAUUAUGAAUCUUGUGUGUGAUGGUCGUCAUGCACAUAAUUGAUUGCUCAACUCCUUCUUCCCCUGCAGACAAGAAUAAGAAUUCAUGUCGAUCGCCACACGCACUUGCUCGUAACCGUAGCCGUAGAUGGCGUCACAGUCGUACCGGCACUGCUGCCGUUGUGGUGGCGGCACUGCUCGUUUCAACCACCGCCUGGCUCUCUCUUGUAUUCUCCGGCACCACCGUCCGUUGCUGGCACCGUUUAAGGAAGUGGGAAGGCAGCCCCCGCACACUUUCCGGGAAGAGGCUACCUUCAAUCACUGAUUCGUUUGAUCACCGCUUACCUAUUGUGACACCGACCGCUCAGGUCUUUUCUCGUCCUCAUUUAUUCCAAUCGGGCCGCAAUCGCAGUCUUUCUGAGGAGAAGCAUAGGGGAAAUGACUUGUCACUCAAGCACAUAAUGUUUGGCAUAGCGGGAUCCUCGCAGCUAUGGAAUCGGCGCAAGGAGUUCGUGAGGCUGUGGUGGCGACCAAAUGACAUGAGGGGCUACGUCUGGCUAGAAGAGCCCGUGGCUAAACAGGAUUGGGACGAUUCCUUACCCUCAAUCAUGAUUUCUGAGGACACUUCCCGCUUCCGAUACACAAAUCCUACCGGUCAUCCUUCGGGACUCCGGAUCUCCCGUAUUAUCUCCGAGAGUUUUCGCCUGGUAUCGCCCGAUGUCAGGUGGUUCGUUUUGGGCGACGACGACACCAUUUUCAAUGCGGACAAUUUGGUUGCUGUUCUCAGCAAGUAUGACUCCUCUGAGAUGAUCUACAUCGGUGCUCCUUCCGAAAGCCAUUCUGCCAACACCUAUUUCAGUCACUCUAUGGCCUAUGGUGGUGGGGGAAUUGCCAUAAGUUAUCCACUGGCUGAGGCUCUUUCAAACAUUUUGGAUGACUGUCUCGAGAGAUAUCAUAUACUCUAUGGAAGUGAUGAUCGGCUACACGCCUGCAUUUCUGAGCUUGGAAUUCCUUUGUCCAGAGAACAAGGGUUCCACCAGUGGGAUAUUAGAGGCAAUGCUCAUGGUCUUCUAUCCUCACAUCCGAUUGCACCCUUUGUAUCCAUUCAUCAUGUUGAAGCCGUCGAUCCAUUUUACCCUGGCAUGAGCUCUUUGGAUAGCUUGAAGCUCUUCACCAGAGCCAUGCAUGCUGACCCCUUGAGCUUUUUGCAGCGAUCAAUCUGUUAUGACCAUGAAUACCACCUAACUUUUUCUGUCUCACUUGGUUAUGUUAUUCAAGUGUUUCCAAACACUGUGCUUCCUCGUAUACUUGAGCGCUCAGAAAGCACCUACUCUGCUUGGAAUGGGAUUAGCUUACGGAAUGAAUUUGAUUUAGAUACUAGGGAUCCUCACAGAUCUAUUUGUAAAAGGCCCGUACUCUUUUUCUUGAAAGAUAUAGCAAGAGAAGGCAACAACACCCUUGGUUCUUAUACAAGGGCCAGAAUGAAAGAUGAUUUGAAAAGGAAAGUUUUCUGCUUUCCACGCUCUCCUCCUCUGCCUUAUGUGGAGAAUAUUCAGGUGUUGGGGUAUCCUACGGCAAAGAAUUGGCAUUUGGUACCACGCCGUCUUUGUUGCAAACUGAAUCGAUCAAGUGAUGAACUGCUAACAAUCUCAGUUGGGCAGUGUGGAAUGGAAUCUUUGGGUUCUUUUAUUGAUUCUAUCUGAAUGCGGAUGGCUGGUGGCUCUCAUUUUACUUUCUAUUAUUAUCCCGAAGAUUAAUAUGCAGUUGAAGAGGGGUCUUCACAUUCUUCUCUAAAUUAUUUGGCAUCAUUGAUUUGACUUCUUGCAGUGGCUGUUAUCAACUGACAUCUGGCAUUUUGAAAAUCAUUCUAACAGAUUGCAGAUAUGGUAGUGCUUUAUUCUAUACAGUUGAGUUAGGAUGAGCUUGCAAACCUUCACCACAUGGACUGCAUUCUUUGCCUUCUUUUUUGUUUGAAGGUAAAUAAUUAUAGACUGACAUCUAAUUUUGGGAAUUGCUAGUGAGAUGAGUGGAAUUUCUAUUUUUAGUUUACAUGUGAAUUGCAAAAAUUCAUUUUUCUUUGCUCUUUUUUUGCCAAAAUUUUUCAUUGCUCUUGGUAUAUAUUGUUAUUGCAUCUUUGUAUUGACUAUUUUUUUUUGUAACUUCAGCUCUGUGAAAUGCUUCUGUUUAAGCUGACAGACCUUGUUGUGCCAUUAACCCAACUUAGUAUGAAUCCACCUACUAUUAUUUUUAAGCUUUA